Molecule: messenger RNA, 472 nt
Organism: Neomonachus schauinslandi (Hawaiian monk seal)
Lineage: Eukaryota; Metazoa; Chordata; Mammalia; Carnivora; Phocidae
Product: phospholipase A2 group V
Exons: 4
Coding region: 1-414 (137 amino acids)
Biological process (GO): negative regulation of T cell proliferation; phospholipid metabolic process; arachidonate secretion
Molecular function (GO): phospholipid binding; calcium ion binding
Source: RefSeq, a predicted model, not a curated record
AUGAACGGCCUUCUCACACUGGCUUGGUUCCUGGUUUGCAGUGUUCCUGCUGUGCCCGGGGGCUUGCUGGACCUCAAGUCCAUGAUUGAGAGGGUGACUGGGAAGAACGCCUUGACGAACUACGGCUUCUAUGGCUGCUACUGUGGCUGGGGCGGUCGGGGGACCCCCAAGGACGGCACGGAUUGGUGCUGUUGGGUGCAUGAUCACUGCUAUGGGCGGCUGGAGGAGAAAGGCUGCCACAUCCGGACACAGUCAUACAAAUACAGAUUUUCACGGGGACUGGUCACCUGUGAGUCCGGGCCCCCCUGCCAAGCACAGCUCUGCGCCUGUGACCGGAAGCUCGUCUACUGCCUGAAGAGGAACCUAAGGAGCUACAACCCUCGCUACCAAUUCUUUCCCAACAUCCUCUGCUGACCAAGACUUUUGUCCCCUUCUCCUACAACACGGAGCCCACUGACGCUGCUGGGCUCCU